UCUUGUUCCGGGUCGUUCCCGCCUCUUCAGUCAGACCACAACAGAGCGACGGAGUUCCAAUCGGACCUGUCUUUCUCCGGAUGAGCGGACUGUGGGAGCGCUUCUGAUCCGAGGUGAUGGCGGGUUUGGCUCCCGGAGACCCGCAGCUGGUGUCCAUGAUCGUGAACCACCUGAAGACUCAGGGGCUCUUCGACCAGUUCCGGAGGGAAUGUCUGGCAGACGUUGACACCAAGCCAGCGUACUUGAACCUGAAACAACGAGUGGACAACUUUGUCUCCAACCACCUGUCCAAUCACACAUGGAGCCCUCACCUGAACAAAAACCAGCUGAGAAACAACAUCCGGCAGCUGGUCCUGCAAUCGGGGAUGCUGGAGCAGGGGGUGGACCGGAUCGUGGCUCAGGUGGUGGAUCCCAAAGUCAACCACAUCUUCAGGCCGCAGGUGGAGCGGGUGGUCCGGGAGUUCCUGUCCCCGGGCAGCUGCUCCGAGGAGCCGGCGACCCCGUUUCCCCCUCCUCCUCCUCCUCCAGAGACCACCGCAGAUUUCACCCCUCCUGAGCAAGCCUCCUCGUCGACUCCAGCGACCCCUGGCAGCGCUAUGUCCAUCCUGGACACAAUAACGUCUCUCAACCAAGAGGCCAGUGUCAGGGCCACCUCGGCCCCGGAAAAGACCCGCAGGGGCCAGACGCCGGAGGAGUCCAUGCUGCUGAUGGAGGACGGCGAGCAGGACGCGAGCGCCAUGGAGGAAGGAGGCAGUCAGACUGAGGAGAGGCAACACCAAGACGCCCCGGACGCAAAGCCGGCAGCAGAAGUGGAGGCCAUGGAGGUGAAGACGGAGGAGGCGCAGUCAGACAUGGAGCUGGAGGGAGAGGAGCCGACAGAGGAAGUGAAAAUGGAAGAGGAGGAGUCCAGAGCUCAGCCGCAGUUAGAGGAGGAGAGAGAGAAACCUGCAGACAAGAUCAGCAAGAAAACCUCUGAGGAGAAGCAGGAGGAGGAUCCACUGAGAUCCAGCAGCCAGGCCAAGCAGAAGGCUCGGGAGAGGAUCAAAGAAGAAUAUUCUUUGGAGGACUCUGACCUGGAGGGUCUGAGCGACAUCACGGUGAGCUCGGUCCACACCAGCGACCUGUCCUCGUUCGAGGAGGAGAGCGAGGACGAGGAGCUGCCGUCCGAGUCCUCUGAAGAAGGGGAGCUGCCCCCAGAUCAAGACGACAAGAAACACACCGGUGGAGAGACGGGAGACGAGGACAAAGACUGUAAGCCUCGCCGUAAGGCCUACGUCCACAAGCCGUUCCUCUACUCUCGAUACUACAGCGACUCUGACGAUGAAGUCACAGUGGAGGAACGCCGCCGCUCCGCGGCCAAGGACAAAGAGGAGAGACUCCUCAAGAGACAACAGAACCGAGAGCGAAUGGAGGAGAAACGGAAACAGAGAGCAGCACAGCUGGAGGAGCAAGAUUACAAGAAAGAAAAGGGUGGAGACCCUGCCGGGCAGGAGGGCCCCAGAGCCAAGGAGGCUCGCAAGGAGAGGAAGGUCCUGGAGAAGAAGGUGGCUCUGAGCAGGAAGAGAAAACUGGACUCCAGAAAAGAUGGAGACGCUUCAGGGAAGAAGAAAGGAGAUGCAGGAGACGUACCCAAGAAAUCUGAGUUAAAACCUGCUGCUUCAAAGAACCCACAACCUAAACUGAUCAGAAAUCAGUCCGAUUCAUCAUCUUUUGAUGACAGACACAGAAGGACAAGCGGCAGCGUCUCAGAAGAUUCCACCGACGCAAAGAAACUUCCCGACAAACCCCGGACGCACUCCUUCAUCCUGGAGUUGGAGCAAGGCUCCCAGGAGGCACUCAGACAGCGCAGCGUUGGAAAGUUCGACCGCCUGUCCCGCAGAGAAAUCCAUCCCAAGGAGCGGAAAGACAAGGAGCGCAGCCUGUCUGACGAGCGGGCCAAGCUCAAGCUGAAGCAGGAGAAAAGAUCUGAACAUCAGAUGGACGAUCCGCAGCAGAAAGAAGGCACAGCAGGUAAAGUGAGCUCUGAGGAGAGAGGCGAGAAGAAGCCGAAGAUCAGGAGUGAGAAGAAGGUGGCAGGAAGUGCAGAAGAGGUCAAGAAGAUGAAGGCUGCAGCUUCGGAGAGCGCCAAGACAGAGAAGGACAAAAACAAGGAGAAAGAAAAGAUGAAGGAGAAGGGAAAAUGUGAGAAAACCUCUCUUAAAGGUGAUCUGAAGCUACUGUUUCAGCCAGACUCUACCGGCUCCUCUGAGGAUCGAUCCGACAUGGAGCCCGGCUCCGACAGCAGCAAGAGGAAAGACAAACACUCCAAAGAAGGCCCGAAGAGGUCGAGGAGCCACAGCGAGGACAAGCCUGCAGACAAACUCAAGUCAAAAGCAGAGAAGGACGGCGAGAAGGAGAAGGUUAAAGCAGAUCAAGACAAGUCAAACAAGUCGAGCUCAGAACCAGACAAAGACCAGAAAAAGGCGAAAGUUUCAGAAAAGGGAAAAAUCUCCGACAAAUCUAAAUCCAAGUCAAAAGAUGAGCUGAAGACUCUGUUGUUACCCAAAACUGAAAAGAAACUUCAGAGUCCAGAAGUCCGAAGUGCAGGAGGGGGGAGUGCCAGCAAAGCUGAAGCUACGAAGGAGAAGAAGAAAGAACAAGUUAAAGCCCCAGAGGAGCCGUCGCAUGAAAAGACAGAUGUGAAAGGCACAAAGAAGAAGCUGGAGAAGAAGGACAAAGCCUCAGAGAGCAAGGACGAGGGCCAAGAAGACAGAAAAGCACCAAGAGAGGACAGAGCGGAAAGGACGGUUAAAUCUCCAAAGUCUUCAGUUCCUCCUCCGAUCCACGAGACGGACGAGCCGCCCAAGAAGAAAGCUGUGUUCCAGGACACGAGCACCGACUCCGAGCCCGUCACCACCACCGCCACCGUCACCACCUCCUUCUCCGACGACACCUGCGACGCCCUGAGCGACAUCACGCCCGAGCCGCCCGAGGAGGAGGCGGAGGCGCGACUCGGCGAGCUGCCGGCCGAGGCCGACGCCUUGCUGAGCCUCAUGGACGUGUGCACGUCGGCCGAGGCCAGGCUCGGCGCCGGGAGCCUCGGGGAAGACCGCACGCCGGAGAUGGAGCUUCAGGACGCCGACAUGAAGAUGAAGGAGGCCGCCCUGGCGCUGCUGUCCAUGGAUCCCGACAGCACCGUGUCCUCCAGCCUCCUCGGCCAGACCACCAGGGAGGAGCCGGUGGCGGUGGCGGUGGAGGAGGAGCCGAUGGCGGUGGCGGUGGAGGAGGAGCCGAUGGCGGCGGAGGAGGAGUCGGUGGUGGAGGCAGCCAGAGAGGAGGAGCAGCUCCCUCCUGAGGUGCAGACAGCCGCGGAGGCGUCCCCUCCAGCACCUCUGCUCUCUGCUGAAGAACAAACUCACCCUGCAGGUCAGUCUGAGGAAAUACAGAGCACAGCAGAAGUUGGGGUCAUGGAGAUGCCGGCUGUACAGGAGGAGGAGUGUGCCUCAGGUCAACCUCCUCUGAAUAACGAAGCUGCUGUUGCUUCUGAAACACAGCCGGAUGAGAAGGACUCUGCACCUGCUGAGAGAGAAGCAGGGGAAGCUGUGCAGACUGAAGCAGAGCUGAGAGCGGGCUCAGGGGAAAACACCCUGGCUUCAGUUUCUGACUCCACUCAAGAACUUUCACAAAUCUCUGCUCAACAAGAGCCAACCGAACCAGAAGCCGUCAUCACGACGACGAUCCUCACGGCGGAGGACGCCGCCCCCGAGGAACAGCAGGCCGUCGCAGGUGAAGCUGAGGCUGAGGAGCAGGAACCUUCUGCAGAGGAAGCGCAGCCUAUGGAAACUGACGACAACGCUGAGCAGGAACCUGAGUCCAAACUCAUCAAGCAAAUCAGUAACGUGUCGAGCACAGACAGCCAGGAGGAUGAGAAGAACUCAGACCUGUCAGAAAAAGAAGAGAGAGCGGAGGGACGAGGACGCCGCAAACGGAAGCUGUCGGCUCAGAAGGCUCCAGGUGAUGAAAAGGAAAGUAAAGAGCCGCUCUCUGCAGAGGAAGCGGAGUCGGAGAAGGCCGCAGAACUGAAAACACCUCGCAGAGGACGGUCGUCCAGGACAGCAGAGGAGGCGGAGAAGGAGCAGCCGAAGGAGGCGGAGAGGACGGAGGGAACGCCGGGCCGCAGAGGAAGACGCCCAGGAGCUAAAACCAAAGAAGCUGCUGCUGCUGCGGUCUCAGAUAACCCAAACAAAGACGAGAGUCAAGUUGAUGACGGUGCUGCUGAUAAUAACUCAUCACUCAACCCAGAUGAGACAGAAGAGGGAACGGAGGGAGAGAGUGAGCUGAGGAGUGAUGGAUGCGCGGCUGCAGCAGAGGAGGCCGAAGCUGCAGGAAGCGGCGACUCUGAGGAGCAGAUGGACACGGGUCGACCAGCAGUGAAGAGAAAACGGUCAGAAGAUACAGAGGAGCCUGUGGAGGAGGUCCAGACUCAGGAAGAAGUGAAAGACGACAGUGAACAGCCAGAAAACGACGGCGGCGCAGCAGGUCUUCAGGAUCUGAGAGAGAAACCAGAGCAUACUGAGGAGGAGCAGCAGCAACAGGAGGAGCAGCAACCAGAGGAGGAGCAGCAGCGGGAGGGACAGCAGGGGGAAGAAGAGCAGAGGGAGGGGCAGCAGAGGGAAGAGCAACAACCGGAGGAAGAGCAACCAGAGGAGCAGCAGGGGGAAGAAGAGGUUCAACCGGAGGAGCAACAGCCAGAGGAGCAGCAACCGGAGGAGGAGCGGAGGGAGGAGCCAGAGACGCCGAAGAAGCCUGCUCGGAGAGGACGGCCACCCAAAGCCGCAGCUUCAGAGGACCAAGACAAAAAGGAGAAGAAAGAGGAGAAGGACGGUGAACAGAAAGAUGAAGAGGACGAGGAGGAUGAGGAGGGAGAAGGAACUGCGUCCAGAGCCACGACUCGGUUAGCGUCUCGACUGGAGGCUGAAAGAAACAAGCCGUCCACUCGAGCACGUCGCCUCACCGGCAGAGAGGAGCCGGCGGCCGCAGCCACGCGCGGGACGAGGGGCCAGGCGGCGGCGAAGGGGGGCCGCAAGCGCGAGGCCAGCCCCCCCGCGGGGCGGACGAGGGGGGGGCAGAAACCGGAGGAGCCCCCGUCCAAGAGGGGCAGACGCUGAGACCUCCUGACGGCGCUGGACGGUGUUUUUUUACCCCGGCGGGGUUGUUUUUCCUCUCCGCAGUGAGUCCGUCAGCACGUUAGGCCUCAUCCACACACACACACACACACACACACACACACACACACACACACACACACACACACACACACACACAUUAAUGCAGAAUGCUGUGGGUAGUUCAUACAGAUUAACACACACUCGCAGGAACUAUUUCAAGGCGUCUUGCCUUGGUGUCUGGUGAAUUUUGUUUGAAAUUCAUUCUGUGAAUGAAGAAUGAACGUGUUUCUGUUAAUACUCAGAAUUUAGCAGCAGUAUUAAUUUUCAGCAAGAAAAAGGAAAAAAAAACCUGUUCUCUCAGUAAGAUGUUUUUGUUUUUGUAACUCUGUGUGUGUGUGUGUGUGUGUGUGUGUGUGUGUGUGUGUGUGUGUCCACCAUCAUCAUGAAGUUGUCAGCUAAGGUUUACUGCACACCUAAAGACACGGCAGUGAGCCUGCCAGUCGAUACAGAGGGCGACAAAACCCUGAGUGUGUGUCUCGGCUUCUAUAGCAGAUAUGGAGUUGCAGACACACACUCACAGAUUCUCACAGGCACACACACCAUUUAUGUCAUCAACAACAGAUCUGUGCGCACACACACACACACACACACACACACACACUGUGGAGUCCUUCCCCCGUUGCUGUAUCGGCCCCAUGUUUUCUGUCGACGCUCUGCAGUCAUCAGUUCGAGUUUCGUCCCGUAGAUGUAAAAGAAACUCUGCUUUUUUAUUUUUUAAUACUGAAAAAUGUAUUUUUACAUUUGUAUUUAAUCCAUUUCCUGUGUCCAAUAAACGACCCGAGCGUUUCUGAAACUGA
Messenger RNA from Salarias fasciatus (jewelled blenny), 6004 nucleotides. It is a transcript of the gene bod1l1, whose product is annotated as biorientation of chromosomes in cell division 1-like 1. The coding region runs from base 117 to 5147 and encodes 1676 amino acids. The transcript has 30 exons. The record is from RefSeq and is a predicted model, not a curated record. NCBI's taxonomy places the organism in Eukaryota, Metazoa, Chordata, Actinopteri, Blenniiformes, Blenniidae.